Messenger RNA from Magallana angulata, 1119 nucleotides. RefSeq lists its product as uncharacterized. Bases 1 to 984 code for a protein of 327 amino acids. The transcript has 6 exons. NCBI's taxonomy places the organism in Eukaryota, Metazoa, Mollusca, Bivalvia, Ostreida, Ostreidae. The record is from RefSeq and is a predicted model, not a curated record.
AUGGAGUCAGGUUUGUUGUGUUAUGUGUUCUUUGCAAUGUUCAGUUUUGGAAGCAUGUAUGAAAAUGUCGCAUUGAACAAACCAGCAUGGCAGCAGCAUCCUUACAACGAUGUGUGGGGAGCGGAUCUCGCUGUAGACGGACGGUAUACAGACCUGUCUGCUUCUGGAGGACAGUGUGUGAUAUCAGGAAAACACAAAUCAACAGCAGAAUGGCGGGUAGAUCUGGAAGAAGUACUCAAUAUACAUCACAUCUUUAUACAGUACAGGACGGAUAAUGAUGACUGGGAUACAAAAAAUGGUUACACCACAAGAUUCUUGGGAUUCUCUGUUUACGUGUCGAAUACAACAAAAAAAGAAAACGGAAAACUCUGUUUUAGAGACGCCAGCUAUACCAGGGCCACAAUACCAAAUCCUACAAACAUAACGUGUGCCAUACACGGGAGAUAUGUUAUCUACUACAACAACAGGACUCACCCACCGUAUCCUGCUGGGUAUGGUCAGUACGCUUUCAACGAACUCUGUGAACUGGAGGUUUAUGGUUGUCCCACACCAGGAUAUUACGGAGAGAGCUGUUCCUUACCUUGUCCACAGAACUGCCAGGAAAGAAAUUGUAACAUCGUAGAUGGAACGUGCCUUGGUUGUAAUGAUGGAUACAAGGGACCAACAUGUGAUGAAAAGUUGAUGUCAUCUUCUAGUCAUCCUGCAUCAACCAGACAAUUAUCAAUUGCACUUUAUGCCUGUGUUACCAUUAUCAUUCUUAGUGUAACACUUAAUGUGUUUUUCAUAAUCAGACAACAAAGAGACAGCUUAUGCAUAAAACAAACGAGCAAAGAAAACCUUGAUAAACGCUUCGUUGGAAGAAUCAAGGGUACAGAACAGUUGGAUAUUUUUUCAAAGUCCACGUAUGACACAGCUGAAGACAACACUGCGUAUCAAGAGCUUGGCGAAAUAACGAAAGAAACCCAGUAUGAUAAACUAUCUUGACAAAAUCCAUGUAAAACCAGAGUACAAUUAUGUGUAAACACUCCAUUAAUCGAAUCUUAUUGUAAACGACAUUUCCAAGAUAAAGCUAGACUAAGAUACAAGUGAUAAACACAACAUAACACUGUGCCAUUAGGU